Messenger RNA from Morone saxatilis (striped sea-bass), 2441 nucleotides. Its product is annotated as F-box/LRR-repeat protein 12-like. The record is from RefSeq and is a predicted model, not a curated record. The coding region runs from base 102 to 1328 and encodes 408 amino acids. The transcript has 4 exons. NCBI's taxonomy places the organism in Eukaryota, Metazoa, Chordata, Actinopteri, Moronidae. Gene Ontology annotation, molecular function: protein binding.
GUCGACGGGCUGCUGUUUCCUGGGGAUUGCUGAUGUGAGCGCAACCCGGGUGCGUCGCGAUAUCGGUCCGUGUCCAAUGUUUAAAGAGUUUUGUUUACAAAAUGGAUGAAUUCAAAGCCUGUAAUCUGGACUACUUUCCCGAAAUCAUUUUAAUUGACGUGUUGUCGUAUUUGAGCGUACGGGAGCUCGUCAGGGCCGGAAGAGUGUGUAAGAGAUGGAAACGCCUUGUCAAAGACCAAAGACUGUGGAGACUGGUCGAUCUGACUGCAUGGAAAGGGGUGACAUCCCGCAUACUUUGGCUCCUGCUGCGUCAGUACCUGGGUUGCGGACUAAGGUGCCUACGGUUGCGUGGUUUGCUGCUUUCUGCCCGCGGGGGCACCUUCCUCUCUGAAUCUUGGCUCAAAGCUUUGUCCACAAAGUGUCCUCGCCUGAGUAAGCUCUAUCUUCUGCAUGCAGACCUGAGAGGCCUGCCCAGUUGCCAGCUCCUACCUCCAUCUUUGCAGGUGCUGGAGCUGCGUGGCUGUGAGCUGCCCAGAGAAUUUUUCAACCAGACUCCUACUUCGGCUGCUGCUUCCCAAGAAGGAGCAGAAGCCACAUCCAGCGUUGGUGCGCAGCAGCAAAGAAGGGAUCAGAAAGGAAAAGGUGUUGGCUCUCCAUCAGGAAUUGGUAUUGAGAGGUUAGUCCUUAACAGCGUGCCCUCUUUCACAGACCAGCAUCUGCAGAGUCUGACAUCAUGGGAGAGGCUCACUCGACUGGAGCUGCGUGACACCUUUCGCGUGACGGCUAACGGGCUCAGGAGCUGUGCCGCCAAGGACGGCGCCUGUGGUGUCGAGGGCCUUUCCAGACUCAAGUUUCUAGAAAUAGGCAUCACUGGGCGACAAGGUUACCAGCUACAGAUGGCCUCCCUCGGUCUAGGGGCAGGAUGGCUCGGACUGGAGGAGCUGCGUCUGGGUGGUAAGGAGGUGGGGCCGGGCUUGCUGUGUGCCAGCCGCCUGAAGGACCUGAAGUGUCUGUGCCUGUGGGCCUGCACGCUCAGCAAGAUGCAGAUAGUGCGGAGCUGCAGGAUGCUCCGCGGGCUCCGGCGGCUGGAGUUUUUGGACGUGACCUUCCAGCCUCGGCAGUGUCCGCCAGUGGUGGAGGGGGAGGGUGGUGGAGGAGGAGAAGAGCAGGCCAAUGAGGAAGCUGAAGGUGGAGAUAACAGCAAUGAUGAGAACAAGACGCCGGAUACGAACGAUCCCAUUCCAAGUUUGCGUCGCUCUCUGGCUGUCCUGCUGCCAUCCUGCACACUAGUUUUCACCAACUGCUCUGUUCAGGUAAAUGCGGACUAAAUGAUGUCUCGUCUAGUGCUAUAUACAAGUGGUCAACCUGGAUAAAACUCUCUUUCACACAGGAAGGCAUAAGUCAUUUUAAAAUAGUGUUAUGGAUAUAAUGAAUGACUUUAGUUUUUAUUUUUGUGUCACGCAACUAUGCCCAGCGCACAUGGACUUACAAGAUAACGAAUUCAUAGGAGUCAGAGAAACCGUUCAGUACAUUUUCACAAUCACAUAUUCAAACAUUUACGUCAACUAAAUGAAAACAUCACUGACCAAUCAUCUACUGUUCAGUACUGUUAAUAAGUGUAAGCUGUGAUUAGAUAGCCUGCCAGAGGAGAAAUACCAGUUCUCUACUGUGCAACUGAAGAUUUUGGCCUCUAGAUAAGCAAAAUGUUACAUAUUGUUGUUUCAUGGCCAUACCUUUGUUUAAUAUGCAUAUAUGUCUUUAAUUUUGGUUUUGACAGGAUAUUUUCAAACCAUUUUCUCUUGAACUUCAAUAAUGUCUUUCUUUUAAUGGAGUUUAGUUUUCCCAUUAAUGAAAACAUCAUCUUGCCAGUAUAUAUCUUGCUCAUGGUAUAUAUUGUCCUAUCGUCCAACUGCUUUAAUAUCUUGUGUUUUCAAGAUGAAUCAGUGGGCAGACCAAGUUGGCUUCAUACUUGAUUGCUCACAUGAAUGCUCACAGAAAUAAACACAUUUUCAGCAUACUGUUUUAAACUCUGUCACAAUAUAAGACAAAACAUUGAACUGUCACUUGGACUGUAAAGACAUAAGCAGGUGUUGGCUACAAAGGCAGAGAACUGAAACAUAGUUCUGGCAGUGAUCCACCUGUUUCCUGUUUCUUCCCUCCUUUUCAACAAUGUAUACAUUCAGAAAAUAUAUCUGUUACAAGCAGGUGUUUUGGUUUUGGUGUUACAGAAGAUUGAAUCUUUAUCAAGUCGCCUGUUUCUUUCCCAGUUUUUUCAUAUAUGAUUUAUAGAAAUGAUGAAAUAAGAAAUAAUUGUAGAUGUUUGUUUAUUGUAUUAAUAAAGAAAACAUGGAAGACCUGUCUAUGACAUGAACUGUGUUGCAUUUAAACCAACCUUCUUUUAAAUGAGCAGUUGUUUUGAAUAAACUUAUUUUGAAAAAAAA